CAGCUCCCCGAGGUGCAGCUCCCCACAGUCCCCGAGAUGAAGCUCCCCGAGGUGAAGCUCCCGAAGGUGCCCGAGAUGGCCGUGCCCGACGUGCAGCUCCCCGAAGUGCAGCUCCCCAAAGUCCCCGAGAUGAAGCUCCCGAAGAUGCCCGAGAUGGCCGUGCCCGACGUGCGGCUCCCCGAUGUGCAGCUGCCGAAGGUCUCGGAGAUGAAGCUCCCCAAGGUGCCCGAGAUGGCCGUGCCCGACGUCCACCUCCCCGAGGUGCAGCUGCCAAAGGUCUCGGAGAUGAAAGUCCCUGACUUGAAGCUCCCCGAGAUGAAACUGCCGGAGAUAAAACUCCCCAAGGUGCCCGAGAUGGCCGUGCCCGACGUCCACCUCCCAGAGGUGCAGCUGCCGAAGGUCUCGGAGAUGCGGCUGCCGGAAAUGCAGGUGCCCAAGGUCCCAGAGGUGCAUCUUCCGAAGGCGCCCGAGGUGAAGCUGCCCAAGGCUCCAGAGGUGCAGCUAAAAGCAGAGCGGGCAGAGGGGAUGGAAUUUGGCUUCAAGAUGCCCAAGAUGACCAUGCCUAAGCUAGGGAGGGCAGAGUCCCCAUCGCGAGGCAAGCCAGGCGAGGCAGGGGCUGAGGUCUCCGGGAAGCUGGUGACACUUCCCUGUCUGCAGCCGGAGGUGGGUCCCGAGGCUCGUGUGGGUGUCCCCUCUCUCACACUGCCCUCCGUGGAGCUAGACCUGCCACGGGCCCUCAGCCUGGAGGGGCAGGUCCCAGCAGCCGAAGUGGGCAAGGUGGAGCGGGCAGAGGGCCGUGGGGCGGCCGCAGGGGUCGGGGAAGCGGCCUUCCGGAUGCCCUCUGUUGAGAUCGUCACUCCGCAGUUGCCCAUGGUGGAAGUCGAGGAAGGGCGGCUAGAGGUGAUGGAGAUGAAAGUCAAGCCCUCCUCCAAGUUCUCCCUGCCCAAGUUUGGACUCUCGGGGCCCAAAGUGGCCAAGGCAGAGGCUGAGGGGCCUGGGCGAGCCACCAAGCUGAAGGUGUCCAAGUUCGCCAUCUCACUGCCCAAGGCCCGAGCGGGGACUGAAGCUGAGUCCAAAGGGGCAGGGGAGGCAGGCCUGCUGCCCGCCCUCGAUCUGUCCAUCCCACAGCUCAGCCUGGAUGCCCAUCUGCCCACAGGCAAGGUGGAGGUGGCGGGGGCUGAUGUCAAGGUCAAGGGGCCCAGGUUUGGCCUGCCCAAGUUUGGGGUCAGAGGCCGGGACGCUGAGGCGGGAGAACUAGCGCCAGGGGUGGCUGAGCUGGAGGGCAAGGGCUGGGGUUGGGAUGGGAAGGUGAAGAUCCCCAAGCUGAAGAUGCCCUCCUUUGGGUUGGCUCGAGGGAAGGAAGCUGAAAUCCAGGGUGGACGUGUCAGCCCGGGAGAAAAGCCAGAGUCCGUGGCUGGGCAGCUUAAGAUCCCUGAGGUGGAGCUGGUCACACUGGGGGCCCAGGAGGAAGGGAGGGCUGAGGGGGCGGUGGCUGUCAGUGGGGUACGGCCAUCAGGCCCGCAAGUGUCCGUGACCAGGCCGGCAGGCACUGAGGGCCAGGAGGGGGCGCUGAGGAUGCCCCAGGGCAUCUCCCUGCCCCAGGUAGAGCUGCCUGGCUUCGGGGAGGCCGGCCUGGGCACCACCGCUGGGCAGCAGGUCAAGGGUGCAGCCCCGUCAGCGGAGGGCACAGCAGGCUACAGGGUCCAGGUGCCUCAGGUGACCUUGUCUCUGCCUGGAGCCCAGGUGGCAGGUGGCGAGCUGUUGGUAGGUGAGGGCGUCUUCAAGAUGCCCGCUGUGUCAGUGCCCCAGCUUGAGCUGGACGUGGGGCUGGGCCGAGAGGCGCAGGUGGGGGAGGCAGCCACAGGCGAGGGUGGCUUGCGGCUGAAGAUGCCCACGCUGGGGGCCAGAGCUGAGGCCAGGGAAGGGGGGCCCGGAGACCAGUCCCCGGGGGCCGAGCGCACCUUCCACCUCUCACUGCCCGACGUGGAGCUCUCGCCACCCGCCGUGGGCAGCCAUGCUGAGUACCAGGUGGCCGAGGGCGAUGGGGAGGCCGGACACAAGCUCAAGAUGCGGCUGCCCCGGUUUGGCCUGGUUCGGGCCAAGGAGGGCAUUGAGGAGGGUGAGAAGACCAAGAGCCCCAAACUCAGGCUGCCCCGAGUGGGCUUCAGCCAGAGCGAGGCGGUCACUGGGGAAGGCUCCCCCAGCCCUGAGGAGGAGGAGGAGGAGGGCGGCGGGGACGGGGCCUCUGGGCGCCGAGGCAGAGUCCGGGUCCGCUUGCCCCGCGUAGGCCUGGCCACCCCUUCCAAGGCCUCUCGGGGCCAGGAGGGGGAGGCAGCCCCCAAGUCUCCUGGUGGGGAGAAGUCGCCCAAGUUCCGCUUCCCCCGGGUGUCCCUAAGCCCCAAGGCCCGGAGUGGGAGAGGGGACCAGGAAGAGGGUGGAUUCCGGGUCCGGCUGCCCAGCGUGGGGUUUUCAGAGACAGGGGCUCCGGGCCCUGCCAGGAUGGAGGGGGCUCAGGCUGCAGUUGUCUGAAGCCCCAGGGCAGAGGGAGAGUCCCCUCCCAUCUUCCCAUCCCCGCCUCCUCUUUGUUUUGUGUGUGAGAUAACUAGCACUAACCCUCAGAGGGCCGGGAGGUGGGUGACAGACAGGGACCGGGCCAGGGAGGCCUCAUGUCCGGCUCCCUGGCAGGAGUGCCUGUAUCUUGCCAAGCCAUGUGAAUAAAAUAAUCCAGAGGUA
Messenger RNA from Leptonychotes weddellii (Weddell seal), 2733 nucleotides. NCBI's taxonomy places the organism in Eukaryota, Metazoa, Chordata, Mammalia, Carnivora, Phocidae. The record is from RefSeq and is a predicted model, not a curated record.